UGAUGAAGCUGAAUUUAAAUGGCACCAAAUCCAUCAUAUUUCUUAAUACAAUGGGCCAGGAAGAACAAUGUGAAAACGCUUAUUGACUGAUUUGAAGGUCUCUAGUUACGACUAGGACUGUAAUCUCCCUGAUGUCUAUACCCAAGAGAGCAUGACUGUCACCAAAGACAACAUUGUGACUCGGGAAAACCUCAAACGACGGCCACAUCCUGUAAAGAACAGGAUGAGGUCGCAGUGUGUGGGGCCUUAGUGCCCCCUGCACUAGGGGCAUGAACUGUUGAUAAAUGUGGAGACCCAUUGGAACUAAAUUCUAUUCUGAAGACUGGAAAUUAAGAAAUUAUUAGGAGGACCAGAGUUUCUCCUGAACAAGGCAGAAGAUCGGCCAAAGUCAAGUAUAGACCAACGGUAUGUCUCAGUGGACACAGACUUCCAAAGAGGAUGGAGGUGGAGAAGGAGGACGAGGAGAAGAAGAGGGAGGACGAGGACAUCCAGAAAACUCAAGUUAAUCUGCAACUUCAUCCAGGCCUCCACAGGCUGAACGAUGACAUGAGCACCACAGUCUUGGCAAUACAGGCGCACCAUGGAUCCUAUGACUCCACCCAAGGAGAGGAAAUAGAAUAUGGCUACCCGAUCACCUGUGGAGACAGCAGAGCAGUCCUGCUCUUCAAGAAGUUUGUGUGUCCUGGAAUCAACAUUAGGUGUGUGAAGUUCCAUGAUCAGCUCAUCAGCCCCAAGCAGUUUGCCCACCUGGCCGGGAAGGCCACCCUCAAGGACUGGAAGAGGGCCAUCAGGGUAGGGGGUGUAAUGUUGAGGAAAAUGAUGCAUUCCGGCCAGAUUGAUUUCUACCAGCACGACACUGUGUGUACCAACACCUGCCGCAGCACUAAGUUUGAUGUGGUGGUCGACGGUACUGGGCUCUCCCCAGGACGCCCCGGGCAGCGUCCCCCCUCCACCACGGCCCCCCAGGGUCUGGGAGCACAGCCGGGGCCCCUGCAAGGAGACAUUGUUCAUGGUAUAUACCCGGCUGUGGAGCAGAAGUUUACCAUGACUUCCGAGUUGAGUUCUGGUCUGCUUCUCCCUGCGAGUCCAUCCAACAGACUGAUCAACAGAAGGAAGAGGCUUCAUGCACCUGAUGGUGUUUGGAGCUUCUGGAAGGCCGUGGCAAACAGUGGGCUGAUGAGCAAGGUCCUGUCCAGCAUCCAGACCCAGCUGGAGGCCGCUCUCACAGGCCUGGACCUCCGCAUGAGAGAAGCUCAACUCCAGGCCAGAGAGGCCACGAUGCUCCACUCCCUUUGUGAGAUGCUUGGGCUGCUUGACUCGGUGGAGAACGCUCUGGACCAGAGACAUGCAGAGACAGACCAACAGAAUCUGGACCGGAGACAAGGAGAGACAGACCACCAGAGUCUGGAGCAGAGAGGAAGCCACCCAGAAGACAGCCUGACUCACAACCCACUCUGUGUCUCCGGCCCGAAGACAGGGGACCAGGAGAAGUGUUUUGAGGAGGCCGUCUCCAACCUAGACGUGUCUUCAAAGCGGAUGCUGGGACAGCACCAUCCCCCCAGCCGGGCUCAGACCCCCCACCUCGCUUCGCCCGGGGUCCCCACCAAGCGCAUCAUCGGGUCUCUCCUGGACCCAGGAGCCCCGCCGCAAGACCUGGACCGGCUGACCCCCAAGCCCCUCUCCCACAUCGCCCUCUCCCUCCCCAGGGUGCGGCGCCACACCGCGGGGGUCAUACACAGGGUGGGGAGGGGGGGCGGAGACGGACAGAUGGCCGCACUGGGGGGAGGGUACGAGGGCACGGAGAGGGGUAGGGUUCUGACCAGUCCACCGAGGGAAGGGAAUGGAGAGAAACAUGGCACAGCAGGGGGCCACAGAGAUGCCGCCGUGAAACCUACGUCGGGGAACGACGGCCACGUCUUCCGGAGGGGGGAGCCUGAGUCCUGGGAGAGGGGUCAUGGAGACGGAGACGGAGCUGCAGCGAGGAAACGGGCGUUAAAGAAACAGAAAAGGCAGCGAUGA
Gadus chalcogrammus (walleye pollock) is the source of this 2019-nucleotide messenger RNA. Its product is annotated as glucocorticoid modulatory element-binding protein 1-like. Gene Ontology annotation, cellular component: nucleus. The record is from RefSeq and is a predicted model, not a curated record. Gene Ontology annotation, biological process: positive regulation of transcription by RNA polymerase II. Gene Ontology annotation, molecular function: DNA-binding transcription activator activity, RNA polymerase II-specific; RNA polymerase II cis-regulatory region sequence-specific DNA binding. The transcript is spliced from 10 exons. NCBI's taxonomy places the organism in Eukaryota, Metazoa, Chordata, Actinopteri, Gadiformes, Gadidae. Bases 439 to 2019 code for a protein of 526 amino acids.